Messenger RNA from Laccaria bicolor S238N-H82, 2124 nucleotides. RefSeq lists its product as uncharacterized. The transcript is spliced from 12 exons. The coding region runs from base 1 to 2124 and encodes 707 amino acids. Gene Ontology annotation, molecular function: protein binding. NCBI's taxonomy places the organism in Eukaryota, Fungi, Basidiomycota, Agaricomycetes, Agaricales, Hydnangiaceae. The record is from RefSeq and is a predicted model, not a curated record.
AUGAUGACGUGCGAAGAAAUCGUCGACGAAUUCACCAUGACUCUUCCCAACGCUGGUAUUCUGCCAUUUAACGACGUGGAGAGGGCCAGUGAGCUUGAUAAGAUCUACGAGCGGGUUAAUCCAGUGCGAUUCAAGGGCUCUUUUAACCCAUAUUUCAAGUAUGGCAAUUGGUUCGCGGCUGCGAUAAAGCGCCGGAGGAGGGCAGAGAUCAAGGCUUCAAGACCAAUUUCUGUAGACAGAUCAUUUGUUCUGGAUCUUCCCAUUGAACUUCUUCUCGAGAUCUUUCAAUUCCUCCAUCCUAUGGACCUAUAUUCCGUUAUACGCUCGACUAAGAGGAUGAGGAGUAUACUCUUGGAUCGGAGAACGUUAUCCAUCUGGAAGGAAGUGUUCGAGAGGUGUUCUGAUGUUCUACCGCGGCGUCCUCUGGACAUCUCUGAACCACAGUGGGCUUCGAUGCUGUUUGGCCCAGCGACGUGUGAUUAUUGCGGGCGGAAGGGCGCCAUGAUUGAUUUUCAUUUUCGACGCCGCUUUUGCCAGUGCUGUAUGGAUGAUAUGUAUGUUGAGAAGUCUAGCAUUGAUGUGAAUUGCCUUGGGGUCAGGGAGGAUGUAGAAACAUUCUGGAAAUGCAUCCCUCCUUCUUAUCGCGAAUAUCAAAGGUUUUACCACAAUAACCAUUGCCGGAGGCCAAGAUAUUUGACGUGGGAUAUCAACAAGAUGAUUACUUCCUUUCUCUUGUUCAACUCGAGAAUCUCUUCUGGUAUCCUCGGAAUCAGCGGCGACCAAUGCAAUUAUGGUCCAGAUGAGCCAUCAAGUUAUAAGGGACACAAGGACAACAUGAAGGAGUUGAUUAAACGCCAUGCUUCUGUCCUUUUACGACGCGGUCAUGAUCAAGUGGAUCUAGAUGUCGCAUCUGGCGUGCUUCUUGAUCAGUAUUUAAACCGAGAAAGAUUCAAACUUAACUAUCAUUCCUAUAAGCAGCUUGCUCUUGCACUGCUGCGAGCUUCCGAGGCCCACAAGAUUGGCAGACUGGAAAAAGAGCGACGGCCUUUGAUCUUCCAAAGGCAGAAGUUAGUGGAAGACCGGUAUCACACCUAUCAAAAGACACUUCCUCCGACUUCAUGGCCAAAUUUGCCGAGGGUGAACGUAGUUUAUGAAUGGGAGCCAUUUUCAGCUUUCAUUGCCUCGGAAUCGAAUGAGGUUGGAGUGCUCCCAGAGGAACCCGUACAAAGUCACCUGACGCCUUUCCUCGAUGCUUGGAUGCAGACACAUCAAAGCAAUAUCUAUGCCAGGCUAGAAGCCCCUUAUGAGAACAUGGACCUCGCUGUGAAUGUCUUCGUUUGUGCAUCUUGCGAAGGUCGCUUCAACAGACGCCACGCUUCAAUCCCGAUCGGCUUGAAAGACCUGCGCUCUCAUUUUAAAUGCAUCGGUCCACAGUUUGGGUUUCGAUUCAGCUCUGCAGGCAGAGCCAGCGCACUCGCGUUAGUUGAUCUUCUGGGAAUGGACCCGAAAACAGCGACUGUCAAUGAUCUGGAUGCGAGGGAUGCGCGGUUUUUCUGCGAGGGAUGCGACAUUUCUUGGGACCGCAGAGUCCUUGGUCGCCAGGCCUUGAAGUGGAGGGAAUGUAUUUCUCAUGUCAUUGAUGUGGAGAAAGUGAAAUCCCACUCCUCCGUUACGUCUUGGGCGCUCCUAACGGCAGAGGCUACGGAAUGUAUCAAAAGACAUGAAGAACGCUGGCCGAAUACAGAGUACGAUGUCUGGUGUUGUAACCACUGCCCUGAACACUACGACAAAGCAACAACAAAGGAGAAAGCGCUUCGCCACGCCAAAGACGUGCAUUCCAUUCACCGCGCUCGGGUCGACGUUGAUGUGAUAUACGACAGGCGAAAGUUGAUCUCUAUCCUUCCCCGCAAUCCUGUUUGUGUCGGACUCAAACCACCAGAGAUCUAUCAAUGUGCAAGAUGCCCAGACACAAUCAACCGUCUUUGGCGGAUCGAUCGCCUCAAACCUCAUUUGCUCGAUAAACAUCAAAUUACGAACCCAGGUCUGAAUGAUUGGAGGGUGGUGAAGAUUGUAGAAAGGAGUGUAGGACCACACUCGGAGGCCACCGCAUAUCCGCAAAUGUAG